Oncorhynchus kisutch (coho salmon) is the source of this 4693-nucleotide messenger RNA. It is a transcript of the gene terb1, whose product is annotated as telomere repeat binding bouquet formation protein 1. The transcript has 22 exons. Gene Ontology annotation, biological process: meiotic attachment of telomere to nuclear envelope; homologous chromosome pairing at meiosis. Bases 1219 to 4200 code for a protein of 993 amino acids. The record is from RefSeq and is a predicted model, not a curated record. Lineage: Eukaryota; Metazoa; Chordata; Actinopteri; Salmoniformes; Salmonidae.
GCAAACACACAGUGGACAAGGUGAGUAAGUGACAGGCUGUGUGAGUCAAAUGCAGUGAUUUAUUUAGACAAAUAUACAAAGAACAUUUUACAUUUACAUCACGCCUUGAAUGUAGACCAGGGCGGGAUCAGCCAGCGGCUUCCCGCAUGUGCGAUUCAUUUGCAGUCUGGACGAGGAAGGAUGAAUGUCUCCUGCUCUGACUGCAGCGCCACGACUGGGCCGCCUGUGAGUGUUUUGGGACGAGAACCACUGCAGCACCCGCUGCUAGCUGAGAAGAGUAAGAACGAUACGUGCUUUCACGUCAGAGUCUCCAAAAGCACCUGAAAAAGUGCUUUUUUGAAAAUGUGUCGCUAGAGGAGUCUGAAUGCUCGCUAAAUAUAGCGAUAAGUCGCUAAAUUGGCAACACUGCUCCAGGGACACGUGCUUCACGUCAGAGUCUCCAUUAACACCAGAAAAAGUCGCUAGAUUCCAUUCCAUUUCCGGGAACAAAAAAAUAACCUUCUCAAUGUCCAUCCGGAAUCCCCAAAGAUAAAUUGUAUAAAAGGCGGGAUUUAUAACUUUGUGACUGUGGUAACCCUAUUCCCAGUUUAGUUGACAGAUGCCGGCAUCACUCUGUUCGUCCUCCCCGUAACCGCUCGACUCAUGUCCCCCGCUUCUCCCCUCAGCGCUCUAAUCCUACCUAUUCCUCUCGCAGAAAACGGUGCCACGUCUCAAACUGCCUUCGUAUCUGUGUGGUAUUUAGCUCAUGUUUAACCAUUGACUCGGUUUUAACGCGGGCGUUGUUAGCUAAUUAACUACCUUGCUUCGUUCCGCCUUCCCCUACAAAUCAAGCACGCCUUUACUGUGGCCAAUCAGAAACGAUGGUAUCGUAGCGGCAAUUUAUAAUCAACUUCCAUCCAUUGUCAUUUUAACCAUCCAGCAACACAGCAGCACCUUAACAUCUGUUUAGUGUCCAGCAAAGGACAAAUGACAAUGUAAAAGAUUAUACUUUUGAAUUGUAAUUAAUGAAGUGAAAUUAUGAAUUGGCAAGUCGCUAGCUAGCUAACGUUAGAUAAGUGAUUUCAGUGCGGUCGCUCAUGAGGAGAGUUCGCUGGGUGACAACGCCGGCAAUCUGACUGCUUUCAUGCUAGCUGUUACGGCAACUGCACAGAUUCAUAUCUUUGGAACAUCUGUUCUAGCUAGCUAGCGUCCUUAUUUCAUGAAGCAUAUCCAUUGAAGAUGGAAAAGGAUGUUUCCAGCGUAAGCAAACAUAAUGCCACGAAGACAGAUCUGAGUUUGUUGCUGGAGUGUCUGAAGUACCAGAUGAGAUGUCCUGAUUCACAGAAACAAGCUCUUCUGACCAUCUAUUCUAUCUGUCAACAGAGAGAGGAGAAUGUGAACUUCUUCAGAGAGAUUGGAGGGGUGGUGUUUGUGUACAACCUCUCCAAAUCUAGUGCUCACGCAGAGGUCAGGGAGACCUCUCUCUUCAUACUGGGAACGCUGGCAGAGGCUAAUGUGUACUGUAAGCAGGCCUUGUGUAGGAGGGAGCUGUUCAGUGAUCUGACAGAUGGUCUGAUGCAGCAGGACAGCCCACUGACCCAGAAGAGAGUAGCUGUCUACCUGAUCUCUGUCCUCGUCGCCAACAACAGGUCUGGACAGAUUUUCGCUCAGACCUCUGGCUGUCUGGACAUCCUGCUAGACUUGUUCAGGACUAGUUUCCCUCUCUCUGGCAAGGCCACAGUGAAACCUGCGAACAUCACUCAGCUGUUCCAACUCUGGACCUCUGUGUCCAGUGCUCUCUGUGGCUGUGUCAACAACCCCCAGAAUGAGGAGAGCCAGCGUAUCUGUGUGUCAGCCUUCCCCCUGGUCAAGUCCUGGCUGCAGCAGCUCUCUCACCCCCAGGCAGAGAUGGUUCAGCCCAUCUGCUCCUUCAUAGCCAUGACAGUCGCCAACAACCAUUGUGCUCAGGAGAGUUUUUCCAGAGUUGGCGGGCUCGGAACUCUGACCCAAACUCUGAUUCACUUUGCCUCUGAUGCCUCCCACAGCCCAUUGGCCUGUCAGCUGUCUGUCAUCAUGACCAAAACUGUGUCAGCCUGCAUCACUGACAACCCUGUGUUGGUGUCAGGUCUGGCAGGUUAUGGUUUGGUUCCCCCCCUCAUCUCCCUGCUGUCCAGCCCCAUCCUGGAUCCCCAAGGCAGGCUAAUUAUCAUACUCACCCUGGGACACUGUACUGAGGCCUCUGAGGAGCACCAGUCUCAGUUGUUACAGUGUGGAGGUCUGUCCCUCAUCAUCACUCUACUGACUGAGUCUACCAGCGAAGAGCUCAGGAAGGCUGCUACGUUCAUACUGCAGACCUGCAAACAGGCUACUGUGUCUCUGCGUGGUGCAGUCCAGGGGGUGUCCCUGGGUCAGACUGGGGAGCUGGAGCCCCCUGUGGACAUGGAGGGGUACUGGAGGUCAGCACGAGACAUGCUGCACAGGAUCAACCAGCUGGAGAGACAACAGGCUCAGGGAGCUGAGGAAGAGUGGGAGGAGGACACACCGAACCCCCCAGACCAACAGAACCCUGCAGGAUUGGCGAGGAAGGAGCUCCUCUCACCCAUACCCCUCCCCCCAACCCCCGACCACAUCUCCUUACCAUACCAGGAGAGGAGAGGAGGAGGAGAUAAGAGUUGGAGAGGAGUAGAGUGGAGGGGCCAACAGAGAAGAUAUGGAAGUGGAGGAGAGAAAGGAGAGGAGAGGGCAAUGGAUGGCGAGAGAGAGACCCCUGUCCUAGCGAGGGUGGGUAGAGAUGGAGAGAGAGUGAAGCGAGACCAGAGAGAGGAGAAUCAACCCACAAACAGAGGGCAUGACCUAAUGCGUGUAAGGAGAUUCCAAGCCAGUGAGGAGCCGCAGAAACACAGCCGCAGCAGCAGAGAGCGAGAGAAGAGGACCCGCACACACCCUCUCACACAUCAAGAGAGGGAGAGCGACAGGGCAGCAUACAGAAACACAGCGGCAGAACAGGAAAGAUGCACCACGCUGCACACACUUGGAAACACACAAAGAGAGAAGAAAAGGGACAGGGGCUCGGCAGCUAUGAGAAACACUUAUCCUCUCUACACGAACACACUGGCAGAGAAAGGCAAAACCACACAGACCGAGAACUGCCGAGACGAGCACCCUGGGAGGAGACUGCAGACUGUGUCAGCCGCGGGCCAUGCUGGACUUGGUACAGCUGGUGUCGCGGGGCAGCCCAGUGGUGGAGAGGAUGAGCGGUGUUCUGUAUGUCUGGGGACGGGAACACUGGUCACCUCCUCUUCCUCCAGGUCACUAGAGGGACACUCCCAGACACACACACACAGCCAAGUGUUCAAGUGCCCAGCUCCAGGGAAGUCAGGUUUGGGCAGGCAGAAGAAACAGUUGGACAAUGAAGAUGUCCUCUCUGUGUGUUCUGAGCUGCUGGACAGUGAGAUCCGUAAAAUAAUGGAGACUCCAGCCACCACAUAUAAACCCACCUAUAGGUGCUCAGGCUGUGGGUUGCGGUUCAGUGAGGUGACCAGCCGGUCAUUCCCUGUCCUCCAGAGGUCCUGUCCUCACAGCUGUGACCUGCACAUGGUGCUGCAGCAGGCCACACACAGCUACACAAAGUGCCUCCGAGAAAUAUGCAGGAGGAGAGAUGCACACACGACCAAGCAGAGAGAGGGAGGGAUGCAGAGCGUCUCAGAUAACUGCAGAGAUGCCAGUCUAACUCCUAUCCAUAAAGGAACCCUGCUGAAGAGCUUCUCAACCCACAGAGGACAAUACAGAAAUGACCACAACCAUGUGAGUCUCACCCCUCUAAAGAAGCGUAGUCCAUAUGGAGAUAUCACCCUGACUCCUGUGCGUAGAGGUGGUCUGAUGAGGAGCGUCUCCUCUGUCACCAGCAGGGGGCAGGAGAGAGGAGAUGUUAGUCUCACUCCCUUGAAGAAGGCUCGGCCCUCUGAAGACAGGAGAACAGAUCAUGGGGAAGAUGGUGCCAUUGAUGACCAGCAGGAGACUCUGUUCAUGGGAAAACCCUCUCUGACUUCUUUCCAAUUUAAGCCCUGCCCUCUUUAUUUCUCUCUCCCUCCCUCUCUUCAUGUACAGAGGGAGAGGAGGAAAUUCAGCCGUGACGAGGAGCGUUACCUGUGUCGAGGUUUGGUCUAUCCUGGAACACCAUCCUGUGGUCCUAUCCCUUCCAGCCGGGGCGCACCAAUGUAGAUCUGGCCAAGACAUACAAACACCUGCAGGCUAAAUUCUAGGGUAUGGAUUCAACCUCUCCCUGAGAUCUGAGAAGAACACACUGAUUUGUCUAUUGUACAUCACAGUAAUAUAUUUGAAAUACUCUAAUUUAAUAUUGAGUAAUAGUUUUGAAGUACUUACAUUUAAUCCCUAGUUUGAAAUUGUUAACUUCUAUUUUGUACUACUGUAAGUAAACCACAUGAAGAUGUAUUUGAAAUGCGUUAAUUUAAUACUCAUUGAGGAUUAACGACCGAUCUGUUCUGUAUUCCUCAACCUUGUUUUUUACGCAGCAGUAUUGUGGUGCCUAUGUGAAGUAGUUGAAUAGAAAAAUGGAAAUGAUUAAUGUAACUCACUUGACAUUUUUCAUAAUUUUGUUCACUGUUCAUGUAUGUCUUGAGACUGAGAUGGUUGUUCACUUGUCAUCUCCUGAAGUUGUUUCUGUUGAAUUAAACAGAAGGGUGUCCUAUAUGCA